This is a messenger RNA of Dracunculus medinensis (Guinea worm), 600 nucleotides long. The record is from the annotation of a GenBank genome assembly. Lineage: Eukaryota; Metazoa; Nematoda; Chromadorea; Rhabditida; Dracunculidae.
AUGGUAGUUUCAUCACUGUUAAAUGCGUUGAACCGACAACAUGUCGUUACGGGGGCCAGUAUAGUAGCAGCUGCUUUUAUUGGUUAUUGCGUGUAUUUUGAUCGAAAAAGGAGGAGUGCGCCGGAUUAUAAGCAAAAAAUACGAGAAAGUGAGGCUUAUUUUUUGGUAAAUCCUCCUCCUGAACCUUUAUCCUUUUUUUUAGAUCGUCGUGCAGCGGCAAGAGUCGCUCGUAAUAUGGCUGCACCUGAUUUUACUAAUACAACAGAAAUGCAAGCUUUCUUCUUGCAGGAAGUACAGUUAGGCGAGGAACUAAUUGGCGAAGGUAGAAUUGAUGAAGGUAUUGAGCACAUCAGUAACGCUGUAGCGAUAUGUGGCCAUCCACAGAGUCUUCUUCAAAUAUUUCAACAAACUUUGCCUCCAGAGCAUUUCGCAUUACUAAUCCGCAAACUCCCUGAAGCAAAACAACGUAUGGCACAACUUCGACUGAUGUGCCAGUCAAGUGAAGAUAUCGAUGAAAUGAGGAAUACUGGUCAACAAAUCAUAUUUACAUCAGGAAACACAAAUAUGCAAGGUCUGAUUGACAAUGAUGACCUCGAAUAA